This is a messenger RNA of Impatiens glandulifera, 1413 nucleotides long. RefSeq lists its product as uncharacterized. The record is from RefSeq and is a predicted model, not a curated record. Lineage: Eukaryota; Viridiplantae; Streptophyta; Magnoliopsida; Ericales; Balsaminaceae. The transcript is spliced from 2 exons. Gene Ontology annotation, molecular function: protein dimerization activity. Bases 1 to 1413 code for a protein of 470 amino acids.
AUGGUUGUUACUGAGAGUGGCCCUAUGUUUUUUAAGGCAGUAAACUGUGAGGGUGAAUACAAAGACAAGUUCUAUAUAUCCAGCUUAAUUAAAGAAGUUAUAAUGCAAGUAGGACCACAAAAUGUAGUUCAAGUUAUCACGGACAAUGCACCCGUUUGCAAGGCAGCAGGUAUGCUCAUUGAGACUAUGUAUUCUCACAUAUUUUGGACUCCAUGUGUUGUGCACACACUUAAUUUGGCUUUGAAGAAUAUAUGUGCUCCUAAGAAUAUCGAGUCUAAUGAGGAUGUAUAUGUUGAGUGUCACUGGAUUACAGAGGUUGGAGACAAAGCACUAAUGAUUAAGAAUUAUAUUCUUAAUCAUAAUAUGGUUUUAGCAAUGUUUAAUCAAUUUUCUCCUUUAAAACUUAUUUCUAUUGCUCAAACGAUAUUUGCUUCAAUACUUGUCAUUCUCAAAAGAUUUAAAUUAGUGAAACGAGCACUUGAAUCAAUGGUUCUUUGUAAUGAGUGGAGUACUUACCGAGAAUGUGAUCCCUCGAAAGCUCAAACUAUUAGGAGCACGAUGCUUGAUGAUUUAUGGUGGGAUAAACUUGAUUAUAUUAUAGAAUUCAUUGCUCCUAUUUAUGAUAUGCUUCGUUUUGCAGAUACCGAUAGACCUUCACUUCAUUUGAUAUAUGAUAUGUGGGACGAUAUGAUAGAGAAGGUAAAAAAUAUCAUAUAUAGGCAUGAAGAGAAAGAGCUCACGGAGGGUUCUGAAUUUUAUGAUAUAGUCUAUGCAAUACUAACAGAUAGAUGGACUAAAAGCUCUUCACCGCUUCAUUGCUUGGCUCAUUCACUAAAUCCGAGGUAUUAUAGUGACACAUGGCUUAGUGCCGCUCCGAAUCGUAUUCCUCCUCAUCUUGAUAUUAAGCUAUCGGAAGAAAGAUAUAAGUGCCUCAAACGAUACUUUCCAUCAAGUGAAGCAAUAACAACGGUAAAUAUUGAAUUUGCUCGCUUUUCGGGGCAAAUGGAUAUUUUUGGUUGUCCCGAUUCCGUGGAAGAAAGAGGCAUUAUGGAACCACUAAUGUGGUGGAUUGUUCGUGGAGCUUCAGCACCAAAUCUCCAAAAAAUAGCUUUGAAACUAUUAUGCCAACCUUGUUCUUCUUCUUGUUGUGAGCGAAAUUGGAGCACAUAUUCCUUUAUUCACUCAAUUCAAAGGAAUAAGAUACUACCAAAACGAGCGGAAAAUUUAGUUUUUGUGCACAACAAUCUUAGUCUUCUUUCAAGAACAUAUGAACAUUACAAGCAAGGGCAAUCAAGGUUGUGGAAUGUAGGAGGUGACCGAUUUGAUCCGCUUGAUGGUGCCGAAGAAUUUGAAAUAUCUAGCCUUUCACUAGAUGAGCCGGAGUUUGAAGCAAUGUUUUUACAAGAUGAUUAA